Molecule: messenger RNA, 336 nt
Organism: Paramuricea clavata
Lineage: Eukaryota; Metazoa; Cnidaria; Anthozoa; Malacalcyonacea; Plexauridae
Source: the annotation of a GenBank genome assembly
CACAAAAUGUUUCAAAGUUUUUCUCAGCCCUUAGGGUUUGAAGCAGUGGAACUUGAAGCAGUGGAACUUGAAGAUGUUAAAAAGCGACGAUUUGCGCUGUUGUUUAAUUUGAGCGAAGAUGCGUUUCGUUUGGCAGAACCGGUUGAGUUUGGCGAAGGGGAAAACGCGUACAAAGAUUGGAUUGGAAAGUUGAAGUCGUUAUUUGAAAGGAAUCAGACUGCUACGGAGAAACGUUACAAUUUUCAUCGUCGAGAACAGGAGCCUGGUGAGUCUGUUGAUUCGUAUGCUGUUUCUUUGCGAGAAGCUGGAGCUAGAUGUGGUUUCGAAACAUGGUGA